Messenger RNA from Prorocentrum cordatum, 606 nucleotides. NCBI's taxonomy places the organism in Eukaryota, Dinophyceae, Prorocentrales, Prorocentraceae. The record is from the annotation of a GenBank genome assembly.
ACCCAGCCGCUCGGAGCCGAGGCCGACAGCGAGCAGCCCGCCGAGCCCUUGGCCCUCAUGCCGCCCUGUGAGGGCAACGGCGGCACCGAGCCCGAGGACGAUAGCUCCGACACCCAGCCAGCUACUCAGACUGAGAUCGAUGCAACGAUGGCUGAGGCAUCGAUGGACCAAGCGUUCACCAGCCAGGUCCUGGAGGAUCCGUAUGCCGACAUGGUGGAGGUCAGCUCCGAUGAUGGCGAGGGGCAGGACUACCUCCACCAGCUCAGCAUGAAGAUUGAGGAGCAAGAGGUGGAGGACGCCGACGGGCUGCUAGACGCCUGCGCCGAGGAUAGCGAGGACGUGGAUCUGGAUUUCGCCAAGAGGGUGACGGAGGUCAGCAUGAAGAUGUAUGCGAUGAAGGAGACGGAGGUCGAGGCCUCGACAGCCGUGCCAUCGACAGCUGCGUCAUCUUGGGUAGGCGCGGAUGGUGACGUUGGUCGAGCACGCGACUUGGAGGCCAUGCUUGCGGAUGAGGCCAACAACCUGAUGAGCGCAGGUCGCGACCGUCCAGAGAGUAUGGACAAGCUCAUGGCCGACCCCCACAAGGCCACCAGCAAUGAUAGCUAG